UGCCGACCAUUAAGUUUAACCCUACAUUAAUAUACCAAUCAAGGUGCUUUAGUGUUUUCCACCUACCACGCACUUUACCAUUUAUCCUUUCUUCUUCCUCAUAGUUAUCCCAAAGUCCAAACUCCAAUCGCCAUCUUCAUCUUCAAUCUAUUCUUCUCUGCCACUUUCAUCAAGAUUCUUGAUUUCCAUAAACAGAUCAUCAGAUUUACCAUUUCAGAAUAUCUGAAUCCAAAAAAGAAACUCCCUUUUCUAUUUAUCAAAAUUUGACCUUGUUGAGAUAUGGAUAUCUCUUACCCCAUAACUGAAAGAACCAUAGUGUGACAAAAAGGUUCAUUCCAAUUUGGACUGGUGUUUCUGCUAAAGCUAGGAACGUGAGACAAACCUUUCAGCCCAAGGUCAACCUCCAAGACCAAGAGCUCAUUUCAGGAUAACAGCAAAUAUGGAACCGCCACCAUCAGGAGUAAAGGCUCGAGCUUUAGAUAUUCCACUUUAUGAGAUUGGCUUUGAGUUCCUAGAAAUCACACCCCACAAACUCACUGGCCGUCUACCUGUGACAGAAAAGUGUUGCCAGCCGUUCAAGGUGUUGCACGGUGGAGUUUCAGCUAUGAUAUCUGAGGCUUUGGCAAGUAUGGGAGCUCAUAUGGCUUCUGGUUUUUCGCGAGUAGCUGGAAUUCAUCUCAGCAUACACCAUCUCAAGAGUGCUCAAAUUGGUGACCUUGUUUUUGCUGAGGCUACACCAGUCAACAUUGGCAAAACUAUUCAUGUUUGGGAAGUUUGUCUUUGGAAGAUUGAUCCAAACAAUGAGGAAAACAAGACUUUGAUAGCAUCAUCAAGAGUCACCCUUAAGACCAACAUGCCUGUACCUGAAAAUGCCAAAGAUGCUGCUGUCAAUCUCAAGAAAUAUGCUAAGUUAUGAUCAAGUUCAGUUGAGUUUGUUUGCAGAAUAUUUUGAUUGUAUGAGCACAACUGUAGAGAGCAACAAGGCAAUAAAGUAGAGCAAAGAGUAUUAUUGGGUAACCAAAACAUGUUGUAAACCCCUUGCUAUUGUUUGUCUGUUGUUUUGAAUACCCAAAAAGAGUAAAAACUACAUUAUCUGAUGAUUUCUUUGGUUUA
This is a messenger RNA of Nicotiana attenuata, 1113 nucleotides long. RefSeq names its product 1,4-dihydroxy-2-naphthoyl-CoA thioesterase 1-like. Gene Ontology annotation, biological process: phylloquinone biosynthetic process. The record is from RefSeq and is a predicted model, not a curated record. The transcript has a single exon. Bases 440 to 916 code for a protein of 158 amino acids. Gene Ontology annotation, cellular component: peroxisome. NCBI's taxonomy places the organism in Eukaryota, Viridiplantae, Streptophyta, Magnoliopsida, Solanales, Solanaceae. Gene Ontology annotation, molecular function: 1,4-dihydroxy-2-naphthoyl-CoA thioesterase activity.